Notechis scutatus (mainland tiger snake) is the source of this 930-nucleotide messenger RNA. The record is from RefSeq and is a predicted model, not a curated record. NCBI's taxonomy places the organism in Eukaryota, Metazoa, Chordata, Lepidosauria, Squamata, Elapidae.
UGUCCCAAAGAGAAAAUGUCAAGCCAGAAGGACAUGGAUGACUGUCUAAAAUGCCCAGAAGAUCAAUAUCCAAAUAAAGACAAAAAUUCAUGUAUUCUCAAAAAAAUAUCUUUCUUGUCAUAUAAAGAACCAGUGGGAUUUGGUUUAGCCAUUUUGGCACUUUUCUUUUCUCUCUGCACUAUUGUGGUGCUGGCAACAUUUUUGAAACACCACAGUACACCUAUUGUCAAGGCUAAUAAUCAAAAUCUCACCUACAUUCUACUCAUCUCACUCCUCCUCUGCUUCCUUUGUUCACUUCAAUUCCUUGUUGCACCAGGCAAUAUAAUAUGUCUCCUCCAACAAAUUAGUUUUGGCAUCAUCUUCUCUGUAGCUGUGUCUUCUGUACUGGCAAAAACCAUCACUGUAGUUCUGGCUUUCAUGGCCACCAAUCCAGGAUCCAGGAUGAGGAACUGGGUGGGAAGAAGACUGGCUAUCUCCAUUGUUCUUACUAGUUCCAUGAUUCAAACAGGAAUCUGUAUUGUGUGGCUGUUCACAUUUCCCCCUUUCCCUGAUGUUGACACCGAUUCAGAAAUAGAGGAAAUCAUACUGCAGUGCAAUGAAGGCUCAACUACCAUGUUCUAUUGUGUCCUGGGCUAUAUGGGCUUUCUGGCAGCUGCCAGUUUCACUGUAGCAUUUUUUUCCAGGAAUCUCCCCAGCAGUUUCAAUGAGGCCAAAUGUCUCACAUUCAGCAUGCUGAUCUUCUGCAGUGUGUGGGUCUCCUUUGUUCCAUCCUACCUGAGCACCAAAGGCAAAUACAUGGUGGCUGUGGAGGUUUUCUCCAUUUUGGCUUCCAGUGCUGGGUUGCUAAGCUGCAUAUAUUUCCCCAAAUGUUACAUAAUCCUUAUAAGGCCAGAACUAAAUAAUAGGGAACAACUAAUAAAGAGAAAAUAG